CUAACUGGCUCCCUUUGAUUCCUGGCUCCAUCAAAAUUAAUUUUGACGGUGCUUUCUCCGCCACCACUACGUCAGGAUCAAAAGGUAUUACAGCUAAGGACAACCUUGGAGUUGCUCAUGUAGCAAAAAUCAUUUAUUAUCCCUUUGCAUCGGAUGCUCACACCAUGGAAACCUUGGCUUUCAAAGAG
Dovyalis caffra is the source of this 188-nucleotide messenger RNA. The record is from the annotation of a GenBank genome assembly. NCBI's taxonomy places the organism in Eukaryota, Viridiplantae, Streptophyta, Magnoliopsida, Malpighiales, Salicaceae.